This is a messenger RNA of Euleptes europaea (tarantolino), 1705 nucleotides long. RefSeq names its product nucleoporin 54 (gene NUP54). The record is from RefSeq and is a predicted model, not a curated record. NCBI's taxonomy places the organism in Eukaryota, Metazoa, Chordata, Lepidosauria, Squamata, Sphaerodactylidae. Gene Ontology annotation, cellular component: nuclear pore central transport channel; nuclear pore. The coding region runs from base 25 to 1692 and encodes 555 amino acids. Gene Ontology annotation, biological process: NLS-bearing protein import into nucleus; nuclear pore organization; protein localization to nuclear inner membrane. Gene Ontology annotation, molecular function: structural constituent of nuclear pore. The transcript has 13 exons.
CGCCGCUUUCCUUCUGGCCGCCUCAUGGCUUUCAACUUCGGGGCAGCGGCCGGCGCUGCAGCCGCCUCCAACCCUGCGGGAUUUGGUGGGCUUGAAACAGCAAACUCCACUCCCAGUGGGUUUAAUUUUGGGGGUUUCGGCUUAACUCCUAACCCUGCGGUGAAUUUUAAUAUUGGGAAUUUUGGUGUGUCUGCUACCUCGGCGCCACCGUUCAAUUUUGGUAACAGUUUGCCCAGUGCAGGAGCCUUUGGAGGGUUUGGGACGACCACCACCACAGCCGGCCCCACUUUUAGCUUCUCCAACCCUGCCAACACAAGCACCGCCGGACUCUUUGGUGCCACUCAGAACAAAGGUUUUGGAUUCGGUGCUGGAUUCGGGACAGCGGCAGGCACCGGGACUGGCCUCGGGACCGGGCUGGGAACGGGGCUGGGCUUUGGAGGCUUCAGCACCCAGCAGCAGCCAACCCUCAGCAGCCUCUUCAGCCAGCCUGCCCAAGCCCCUGCCCAGUCCAACCAGCUGAUCAACACCGCCAGCGCCCUCUCUGCGCCCACCCUCUUAGGAGACGAGCGGGAUGCCAUUUUGGCCAAGUGGAACCAGCUGCAGGCCUUUUGGGGCACGGGCAAAGGAUACUUCAGCAGCAGCAGCGCCCCGGUGGAGUUCACGCAGGAAAACCCGUUCUGCAGAUUUAAGGCUGUGGGCUACAGCUGCAUGCCCAACAACAAGGAUGAAGAUGGCUUUGUCGCCCUCAUCUUCAACAAAAAGGAAGCCGAGAUCCGAAGCCAGCAGCAGCAGCUCGUGGAGUCUUUGCACAAAAUCUUGGGCUCCAACCAGACUCUUACUGUCAACGUUGAAGGUGUAAAGACAAUGCCCGACGACCAGACGGAGGUGGUCAUCUACGUGGUUGAGCGGUCGCUGAACGGGACCUCGAGGCGAGUGCCAGCCACAACCCUGUAUGCUCACUUUGAACAGGCAAAUAUCAAGACCCAGUUCCAGCAGCUCAGUGUUACCCUCACCAUGGCCAGGACCGAACUCUCCCCAGCCCAGAUCAAGCAGCUGCUGCAGAAUCCUCCUGCAGGUGUCGAUCCUAUCAUUUGGGAACAGGCCAAAGUGGACAAUCCAGACCCUGAAAAGCUGAUUCCAGUGCCGAUGGUCGGUUUCAAAGAACUCUUGAGAAGGCUGAAGGUCCAAGACCAGAUGACAAAACAACACCAGACCAGAUUAGAUAUAAUAUCGGAAGACAUUAGUGAGCUGCAGAAAAACCAGAUGACGACAAUGGCCAAAAUAGCCCAGUACAAGAGGAAACUGAUGGACCUUUCGCACAGAACGUUGCAGGUCUUAAUCAAGCAAGAGAUCCAGAGGAAAAGCGGCUACGCCAUCCAAGCAGAUGAGGAACAGCUCCGCGUGCAGUUGGAUACAAUUCAGUGUGAACUCAACGCACCCACGCAGUUCAAGGGUCGACUGAACGAGCUGAUGUCCCAGAUCCGGAUGCAAAACCACUUUGGGGCGGUGAGAUCCGAGGAGAGGUACUACAUUGAUGCGGACCUCCUGCGGGAAAUCAAGCAACAUUUGAAGCAGCAACAGGAAGGCCUGAGUCACCUGAUCAGCAUCAUAAAAGAUGACCUGGAAGAUAUAAAGCUGAUAGAGCACGGAUUAAAUGAGAGCAUCCCUCUCCGAGGAGGGGUCUUCAGUUGAUGGACCGUUUCCU